AUGGCAUCAAUGGCUUCUACUCAGGAGGCUUCGCUCUGUCUCUCAACCCAUCAGGACAGAGACAGCGCAGACGAGUCCUGGUCCGCGGUGGAUAGUGAUAACGAUCGUCCUGGUCGGAACGGCUCUAGCGAAUUCCAUAGCCUGAAGCGAAAGCGUCCCCUCACCGUCUCGUGUGAACUGUGUAAACAGAGGAAAGUCAAAUGCGAUCGUGGCCGCCCCGGCUGUGGAUGGUGCUCCCGUAAUGGUCAGCUAUGCGAGUAUAAAGAACGGAAAAAACCCGGCCUUCGAGCAGGUUACGGCAAGGAAUUAGAGCAAAGACUCGACCGGCUGGAGGAAGUCAUCCGGAUACAAGGGCGACUGAUCGAAACACAUAUCAUUCACAAUCAGCCUCACUUGAACCAUGACCGAUCAGCAACUCAUGGACCCAGCCCACACAGUGCCUUGGAAGCAUCAUCCCUCACCAGCCCUUCGGACAUUUCCGACAAGAAUCCGUUAUAUCACCGCUUGUCCGGAAACUUUGCUCCGCCGCUCCCGCCGCAGCCUUUAUCACAUGUCUCAAAUGCAGUCCCGCCGAGUGAUUUCUCCGGAAACGAAUCGUCCUUGAAAGUCCCAGUCAGCUUGUUCUCCAACCAGGAGCAGUCAUUUGCAGAUCCUGAGCUUGACCUCCCCCCGUACGAUCUGUUGUAUGCUUUGGUAGAUCUCUACUUUGAACACAUCAACACAUGGUGCCCGAUUCUGCACCGCCGAACUACCUUGCAUACCUUCUUCGGCCCGUCUCCUAUCGAUGAAGCGGAUCGCAUGGUUCUCUAUGCGAUAGUCGCCACCACCCUCCGUUUUUCGAGCGAUGCUCGACUGAGCGAACGGAAUCGUAAACGUUACCACGACUCCUCCAAACAGAAGGUGCUUCUCUAUGGCCUGGAGAACUCUUCGGUCAAAGCCCUCCAGGCGCUAGUGAUAUUAGCCUUAGACCUGGUAGGUUCUUCGAACGGGCCUCCGGGAUGGAAGUUGUUGGCUCUCAUCACGCGCUCCGUGGUCCAAUUGGGGCUGGCCGUGGAAGCCAAAUCCGCCCUCAUCGCCCCCGUUUAUCCCUCCAUCUACACUCUGAGAGCAGUCACCUUGCCUGAGCCAGAGACCUGGAUCGAGGACGAAAGCAGACGCAGGCUGUUCUGGAUGGUGUACCUCCUGGACCGCUACUCCACCAUCGCUACCGCGUUUGAUUUCGCAUUGGACGACAAGGAUAUCGAUCGCAAGCUGCCGUGCAAAGACGAGUACUUCGCCAGAAAUCAGCUGGUGGAGACCCGACGGUUCCACCACUCCGGUGAUCGAGCGGAUUAUUCCAGUCGUGCCGAAUAUGUCGGUUCUUUUGGGCUUUACGUCGAGAUCCUUGGCAUCCUCUCGCGCAUUCAUCUCUUCCUGAAACGCCCAGUGGAUAUUGGGUCUCUUUCCGGCGUGGAGGAGUGGCAGACAACGUACCGCAAAUUGGACAGUGAAUUGACGUCCUGGGAGUUCGGUCUCCCCCCAGAAUACGUGUUUGAAGAUUCGCCGCGGUCCAGCGGAUCCAAGCACAACAAAGACAUCCACUUGGGCUGGGUCCAACUUCAUUCUACAUAUCAAACAGCUGUGAUCCGCCUCCAUUCCUCAGCUGCGUACCCGACCACGCGAUCACCCAUUUUCACCCCAUCUUACAGCGCCAGUCAAAGGUGUCUCCUGGCAGUCGACAACAUCCUUUCGGUGACACGCUUCGUGGUAGACAACAACAUGCUCGACAAGCUCGGCCCACCCUUCGCCUUCACCCUCUGGGUAUCAGCUCGCCUCCUCCUCGUCCACGGAUCCACCAUCGCCCACACCGUGAACCCCAACAUCACCUUCUUCGUCGACACACUCGCCCACAUGGGAAAACACUGGAAAGUAGCCGAACGCUACAGUUCAAUCCUGCAGCGCGUCCUCGACGAAUACGGUGAAUACCAACAAUCCAGCGCAGACGACACCGAGCGCACAACCCCCUCAACAGUCAAAAUCCUCGCCGACAUGCGCCGCUGCGCCUUCGACCUGGACUUCCUCAUCUCCCGCCAACCGCGUUCCUCCUCCUCCCCAGCCGGCCCCGAACCCGCCUCAACACCCGCUAUCCCAUCUCGCAGCCUGGCGACACACGAACUGGAGUACCUCGAUGUCUUCGGCUUCUUCAACGUCCCGCGUGUCCCUGCACCACGCGCCCCUGACAUGUCUGCCAGUAUCGAUAUCAAUGAACCCGCCAGCGACCCCAUGUCAAUCCAUGGUUUGACGGCGGCGGCUGGCACCGUUCAAUCACUCGCUGAUAGCGCCCAUGCCAAUACGAAUGAAUUUAAUAUCACUAACUACCUUGUUCCGACGCCCGAGACGGACUGGCUUUUUCGUCCGGGGUGA
Molecule: messenger RNA, 2403 nt
Organism: Aspergillus campestris IBT 28561
Lineage: Eukaryota; Fungi; Ascomycota; Eurotiomycetes; Eurotiales; Aspergillaceae
Product: putative C6 transcription factor
Exons: 5
Coding region: 1-2403 (800 amino acids)
Biological process (GO): regulation of DNA-templated transcription; DNA-templated transcription
Cellular component (GO): nucleus
Molecular function (GO): zinc ion binding; DNA-binding transcription factor activity, RNA polymerase II-specific; DNA binding
Source: RefSeq, a predicted model, not a curated record